Cyanistes caeruleus (blue tit) is the source of this 5643-nucleotide messenger RNA. Lineage: Eukaryota; Metazoa; Chordata; Aves; Passeriformes; Paridae. The record is from RefSeq and is a predicted model, not a curated record.
AUGCAGUAAAGUGGGAAGAAGGAUUCAGAUGUAAAACUACAACCUGACCAUGCAUUGAUGAGGAAACAGCCACAUGUUCUGACUCCCACUUUCACAUCCCUGUGCCUGAUUUGAAGUGACAGUGAGCGGAAGCAUAAGGUAUCUCUCAUUCUGUUUGGACUCCUUGUUUACAGAAGAGUGAUGGAGAUGCUAUUAAGCACAAAAGGCAUCACCAUAUGCCUGUUUUUCUUUGUAUUGAGUUUGGCAGCAGCUAUUGAAAUACCAUUAUCAGUUUCCCAGCUUCCAACAAUCACAGAGCAAUCCCACACCCAGGUUGCCUACCCCUUUGAUGAGGACUUCACCAUCAAAUGUGAAGCCAGAGGAAACCCCCAGCCCACCUUUAACUGGACCAAGGAUGGAAAACCAUUUGAUUUAUCAUCUGACCCAAGGAUAGUUACAUCUAACAACUCUGGAACUUUUGUGAUCCAAAACCGGGGAAUCAUCAACAAUUUCCAGGGGAAAUAUCGCUGCUUUGCAUCCAACGUGCUGGGAACUGCCAUGUCAGAAGAAAUUGAGCUGAUUGUUCCAAGUGUGCCAAAAUUCCCCAAAGAAAAAAUCGAGCCUCUGGAUGUGGAGCAUGGAGAUUCUGUGAUCCUGCACUGCAACCCCCCAAAAGGCAUCCCCCCUUUGCAUAUCUACUGGAUGAAUAUUGAUCUGCAGCACAUCCCACAGGAUGAGAGGGUCUCCAUGAGCCUGAAGGGAGAUCUCUACUUUGCCAACGUGGAGGAAAGCGACAGCAGGAGUGACUAUUGCUGCUUUGCAGCCUUCCCCAGGCUCAGGACCAUCGUGCAGAAGAUGCCGAUGACGCUGAAGGUUUCCCGCUUAAAGCAUGCUAAUGACUCAGGCUCACCUAACGCUGCUGUUACUAAGGCAAAUUUUAUCAAGGAAAGGAAACCCAAACUGCUGAUCCCUCCUGAAUCUGCUGGCAGUAGCUCAUCAGUCACUGUCAUCAAGGGAGGUGUCCUGCUCCUGGAGUGUAUUGCUGAAGGGCUCCCAACUCCUCAUCUCAGCUGGGUGAAGGUCAUGGGAAACACGCCCAAGGAUGAGCCAGAGACAGAGAAUUUUGGGAAGACCCUGAAGAUUGACCAGGUGACAGCAGCUGAUGAGGGGACGUACCAGUGCACGGCCAGCAACCCCAUGGGCAGCGCCAGUCACAAGUUCCACGUGCAUGUGGAAGAGCCUCCCCAGUGGCUGAAGAAGCCCGAAGGUGGUGUCUACAGCGUGGGGACAAACCUGGUGCUGCUGUGCGAGGCCAUCGGGAACCCCGAGCCCAGCAUCCAGUGGAAGCUCAAUGGGAUGCCCAUCGAUGGCAGGACCUUCCGAGGGAGAAUCUCCACCAGGGAGAUCAGCCUGACCAACCUGCAGCUGCAGGACAGCGCCGUGUUCCAGUGCGAGGCCACCAACAAGCACGGCACCAUCCUGGCCAGCGCCAACGUCAACGUCCUCAAUAUUGCCCCCCUGAUACUGACCCCGGAUGAGGAAAACUACGCCACAGUCGUGGGUUACAGCGCCUUCCUGCACUGUGACAUCUUUGCCUCACCUGCAGCAGAUGUCAGAUGGACUAAGGAUGACAGCAUAGAGCCCCUUUCAACAUUUCGCUACGAGCUGAACAAGAACGGCACCCUGGAGAUCAGGGACACCAAGAAGGAGGAUUCGGGAUCCUACGCCUGCUGGGCUGCAAAUUCCGUGGGGAAAAGAGCAAUCACUGCUAAUCUGGAUAUAAGGGAUGCUACAAAACUUGUUGUUACUCCAAAGAGCCCCCGAGUGCUGAAAUCACAUUCCAUUUUAUUGAAAUGUCAGGCUGAGUAUGAUUCCCACUUGAAACACAGUUUUAAAUUAUCCUGGAGGAAGGAUGGAGAUGAGCUGCCAGUCAACAGCACGGAAGGUGGCAGGAUAAUUCUGGACAGGGAUACCCUGUUCAUAUCCAGUGUGCUCCUGGAGGAUCAGGGAGUUUACACAUGUGUGGCCAGCACUGCCCUGGACACCGCCAAGGCUGAGGCACAGCUGAUUGUUCUGGAUGUUCCUGACCCACCAGAAGACCUCCAGCUCUCGGAAAACCAAAACCGGAGCGUUCGGCUCUCCUGGAAAGCUGGGGCCAGCCAUAACAGCCCUGUUAAUGAAUCAAUUAUAGAGUUUGAAGAGAACCGCUGGGAGCCGGGGAGGUGGCAGGAGCUCAGCAGAGUGCCAGGGAAUGACACCACAGCCCUGCUGUCCCUGGCCCCCUAUGUGAAUUACCAGUUCCGUGUGGUGUCCGUCAACGCCGUGGGCAGGAGCCAGCCCAGCAAACCAUCCCUGCGCUAUGCCACCCCUCCAGCUGCUCCAGAUAAAAACCCAGAGAACAUCCGAGUUGAAGCUUCUGAACCCAAUGAAAUGGUGAUGAAAUGGGAGCCACUGAAGCCCGUGGAGAGGAACGGGCCGGGGCUGGAGUACAAAGUCAGCUGGAGGCAGCGGGGUGUGGAGACCGACUGGAACGAGGAGCUGGUGAAGAAACACUCCCUGAGCGUGCGGAACGUGCCCACCUUCGUGCCUUACGAGAUCAAAGUCCAGGCAGUGAAUCAUUUAGGAUCUGGCCCCGAACCAAACGUCACCAUUGGAUAUUCAGGAGAGGACGUUCCAGAUGCUGCUCCUUCGGGCGUGUCGGUGGAGGUUGUGAACAGCACCCUGGUGAAAGUCUUCUGGUUUGGGAUACCAAGGGACAGAGUUCGUGGGCACUUAAAAGGCUACAAGGUCAACUGGUGGAAAACAAAAAACAUGCUGGAUGGAAAGAGGCAUCACCCAGAGAAACACUUCCUGACAUUUGUAGGAGACAGGAACUAUGGGAUGAUUCCUGGCCUGGAGCCCUUCAGUGAAUUCCGCUUGACAGUUCUGGCUUUCAACUCCAGAGGAGAUGGCCCUGAGAGCUCCCCCGUGGUGUUUGAAACUCCAGAAGGAGUCCCUGAACAACCACGUUUCCUCAGGAUCCUGAACUUUGACAAGGACUCGGUCACUCUGUCCUGGGGGCUUCCCAAGAAAGCCAAUGGCCACCUGACAGGCUACGUCCUGCAGUACCAGAUAAUCAACGAGACGCAGGAGGUGGGCGCCGUGAGCGAGGUGAGCGUCACCAACCGCUCGGUGCUGAGCUGGCGCCUGGCGGGGCUCAGCCCCAGCACCAAGUACAAGUUCUACAUCAAAGCCUGCACGGCCAAGGGCUGCGGGAAGGCGGCCACCGAGGAGGGGCUGACGCUGGCCCAAGGCAGUAAAGGCAGCGGCAGGAUUUCAGACGCAGUAAAGCCCACCCCAAAGUUUCAGCCCAGCGAGGCCCUUGAGCCUGGCACUGAGUACACAAUCCGCCUAGUGACUAAGAACUGGGUGGAUAACAAUAGCAUUUUUGAAGAUGUAAUUGAGACCAGGGGGAGAGCCUACGCUGGCAUUUACGAGGGGAUUUCCACCCAGGGCUGGUUCAUCGGGCUGAUGUGCGCCAUCGCCUUGCUCACCCUGCUGCUGCUAACGAUCUGCUUUGUCAGAAGAAAUAAAGGAGGCAAAUAUUCAGUGAAAGAAAAAGAAGAUUUGCAUCCAGAUCCCGAAGCUCAAUCAAUAAAAGAUGAAAUCUUUGGGGAAUAUAGUGACAGCGAUGAAAAGCCGCUGAAAGGCAGCCUCCAGUCACUUAACGGGGACAUUAAAGCCACUGGAAGUGCUGAUAGUCUGGUAGAUUAUGGAGAAGGGGAGCAUGGCAUGUUCAAUGAAGAUGGUUCAUUUAUUGGAGCUUAUUCUGGAUCUAAGGAAAAAGGAUCCGUGGAAAGCACUGGGAGUUCUACGGCAACUUUUCCUCUCCACGCCUAAAACGAUUGGUGUUUAAUUGUGAUAAUUAUCCUGGCUAGCUCUCCACAGCUCCCGGGUGUGCUCAGGAGCAGGGGGCCAGUUGAGCCAGUCAGGAAAAUCCUGGCGUCCAGGUAAUACAAAAACGAGUCACUGCCACUAAAAGAUGAUUUUUCCAUCCUAAUUUCUAUGUGUUUUCUUCUCAAUAAAUCAGAAUAAUUCUUUAUUCUACCUGAUGUGUUAGUCUGAGCAAACCAGAGUUUCUUGGUGGUACAUCUGUAUCCUUACCUGCUGCUCCAGGUGUUUCUUAGGCUUGGAAUAUGUUUCUCUGUGUAGUAUUUUUGCCCUGUUCUCACAGGUGUAUGUGUAAAAUUCCCUCAUGGCCUCGGUUAUAACCUCAAGGUUAUGGCACCAGCUAAAACAGCUCACUCUGCAAAGUGUGAACACACAAAGAGGAAAAUUAGAAUUUAAAAUACCAGAGAAAUAUAUUCUAUAUAUGGUAUAAUUUUCCCUAAAGAAUUAAACCCCUUUAUGUAUGAUAUUCAAAAAAAAAAACAACUGUUUUAGUGGUUACAGCUGACUUCAACUACCAACACUUAGAAAUGCAGCUUUUACCCACAGGAGAGUGUGGGUGAAGCUGCUGCCCAGUAGCUGGCACUAUUUCCUUAAAUAAGCUGCAGCUCUUUCCUGUGGCAAGGCAAAACAGGGUUCCCAUCCACCAUCACUCAAAAUAUUUUUAAUUUUUCCCAGCUGCAAGCUGCAUUUCUAAGCAAACUCCUUGGUGUCUGUCUCAUAUCUGUAUAUUUGUGAGCUAGCCAACAUUUCAUGGAGACGUUGUACAUAUGAUAUUAAUAUUGAUACAAGUCCAGAGCAGCCUGGUUUUAUUUUGAUCUGAGACAUGUUGCUAGCAUGGGUCUGUAUAGCUGUGUAGGAAUGAGUAGAAUUGCUUCUCAAUAUGGAUUUGGACCAGCAAAAUUAGUUUUCAGAAGGAGUUGUGUGUAUAGGAACCAUCCAAACCUCACACCAUUCAAGCAUCACCUAAACUAGACCUACCUGACUCUCAAGAGUUCAUUUCUUUUCAGCCUAUUCACUGUUAAAUAAACAAGAACAAAAAGCAAAGAGAAAAUAUUAUGGUAGAGUUUGUUUUCCUAUUUUGUUGACUGAAUGCUGGUUUAAAUCUGGUUCUUUGCCUCUCCAGCACUAACUCAGCCGAGCUGUACAGCACAUUUUUUUGGUCUUUUUGUAUUGGAAUCUCCUGGAUCUCUUUUUAAUGGCAUUUGCAUUCUUGAAUCUGCUUGUUUGAGUAGAGCAUCAACGUGGCUUCAUUUCUUCUGUCACUCCCAUUAGGAAAGUUUUUAAGUAGUUCCUGCAGGAGAAAUAGAUCCUAAAAGCUGUUUGGCAUCCUGAUAGCAAUUAAGCAAAUGUCCCCAAAUAUCCUCCAUGAUUUCAAUGGAAGAAAGAGAGGAAGCAAGAAUUACUCACCUGGUUCUGAGUUGCCAGCAAGGGCCACGAUUAAGCCCAGGGAAAUGCAGAUUAUUUCCCAGUGGAAAGGCAGUGGAUCCCCCACGGUUCUCCCCAGGCUGGGGCUGCUCCUCAGGGCUUGGCAGCUUCAGGAAGCCUUUGGUGCUCAAGCUUCUGCUUUCCUGUGCCUCUCUUUGGGUUUUUGAUUGGAGCUUUUAAGGGCUUUUUAUGUAACCUCUGUUUGGGAAAAGCAAACUCCAAAAGCCCCGUUCAGGCUAUGCCUGUGAGUGGAAAAUGGUGAGUGGAAAUCUGCCCUCCAUCAAGGAUUAUCCCAUCCCAUAUCAGUGA